Rhizopus microsporus ATCC 52813 is the source of this 498-nucleotide messenger RNA. RefSeq lists its product as uncharacterized. Lineage: Eukaryota; Fungi; Mucoromycota; Mucoromycetes; Mucorales; Rhizopodaceae. The record is from RefSeq and is a predicted model, not a curated record. Bases 1 to 498 code for a protein of 165 amino acids. The transcript is spliced from 7 exons. Gene Ontology annotation, molecular function: corrinoid adenosyltransferase activity.
AUGAAGAUCUACACAAAGACUGGUGAUCAAGGAACGUCGAGUCUUUAUAACGGAGAACGAAGACAGAAAGACGAUGAGAUAUUUGAAGCAUUGGGUACAACGGAUGAGCUUACGUCAAAUAUUGGCAUGGCUAUUGAAUUCCUUGAAGAUGAUGCACACUGGGGCCCUUAUCUGGUUGAUAGAUUGACUACGAUACAAUGUCUUUUACAAGAUAUUGGUUCAAAUAUUGCCACUCCUCGUCAACAAUCAAGUGAAUCUCGUUUAAAUCGUACAGCAUUUGAUAUGGUUCAUGUAAACAAAUUAGAGGAAUGGAUCGAUGAAAUGGAUACCGAAUUGCCCAGACUCACCCAAUUCAUAUUGCCCUCUGGGGGAAAGGCAAGCGCAAGUUUGCACAUUGCUCGAUCUGUAUGCAGACGUGCAGAAAGACAUGUUCAGCCUUUGUCUCGAGCUCAAAUAUGUGAUGACUCAGUGUUGAUAUUUCUAAACAGGCAAACAUAA